Abrus precatorius (Indian licorice) is the source of this 2147-nucleotide messenger RNA. RefSeq lists its product as uncharacterized. NCBI's taxonomy places the organism in Eukaryota, Viridiplantae, Streptophyta, Magnoliopsida, Fabales, Fabaceae. The transcript has 11 exons. The coding region runs from base 264 to 2090 and encodes 608 amino acids. The record is from RefSeq and is a predicted model, not a curated record.
ACUUACAGGGAGGAAGCAAGAAACUUGACAACCUCGUCGUUUUGCUUCUUCUGCUGCUGCUCUGUUCGCUGUGGGCUUUUGUUACUGUCUUUCACUCUGUUCGAGAUUUGUCAUAACAAUAACAACAAACACCAUAUUAAUAUUAAUAUACCCAAAAACAUUAAACUUUUCUUUUUUGCAGAAGCUUGCAUUCUGCUAAGUUUCCCGCUUCUUCGAUUAUUGCCUUAUUCUCUUUCUCGUUUUGAGGGAAAGUUGAAUAACAGAUGAAUAGCAGAGCACGCACCACUCUUCACUCAAUGAAACCUCCUUUAAAUGAUGCCAAAAGGAAGAUGGAAACUGGAGGGAGCAGAACAAUGGGUGGCCACAAAAAUGGGCGUCGAUCCAAUCGAGAAAGGAAAAUGGCUUUGAUUCAAGAUGUAGAUAAGUUGAAGAGAAAGCUCAGACAUGAAGAGAAUGUUCACAGGGCUUUAGAAAGAGCAUUCACAAGACCCUUGGGAUCUCUACCUCGUCUUCCUCCUUAUCUUCCUCCAUAUACAUUGGAGCUUUUAGCUGAAGUGGCAGUGUUGGAGGAGGAGGUGGUUAGGCUUGAAGAACAGGUUGUGAAUUUUCGGCAAGGUUUAUAUCAGGAAGCUGUGUACAUUUCCUCCAAGAGGAAUGCAGAGAAUUUGAAUGACCCUAAUGACCAAAAUGCAAUCAGAAGCUCCAAGCAUCAGAGAUCAAAAUCUUUCUCUCAAAGUGAGUUCAAUUCAGCUAUUAUGGGAAGGACUCAGCCUUCUCUUGCCAGAAGUGCUUCCAGCAGAAAGCUAUUGUUCUCAGCUGAUACUGUCGCUGAUCACACCGCAAAGCUAGUCCAAGGGAAACAAUUGCAUUUGCACAGAAAACAAGAUUCAUGCUCAUCUAUUCCAGAAGAUGGAAGGGGAAAAGAGAAUAGAUUAUUUAGUAACUUUGUGAAGGAUAAGCAAUCACCAGAGAAGAAAACUACCAAAGUCAUUACUUCAGUAAAGAAAUCUCCACUCAAACAAGAAUCACCUAACAAGUGCAUGGAUCACUUGAAGUUACAGUUGGACUGGAGAUUAGUAGAUCAUGAAAGGGCUCAAAGUUCCUCAAGUUCAUCUGAUGAAAGAGUAUCAGAAUUUGAUAGCACACCCAAUAGAGUUUCAGAGGAUAUUGUCAAAUGCUUGUGUAGCAUAGUUGUGAGAAUUGGUUCAUCCAAGGACAAACUUGGGGAACCAAAAACGCCUUCCCGUUCUGCAUCAGCUUUCAAUCAAUGCAACAAAGAAAAGGAUCAGUUGUGCGAUCCUUAUGGUAUCUGUUCAGAGUCCAAAACAAGAGAAAUUGGUCCAUACAAUAAUUUAUUGGAAGUUAAAGCCUCCACAAUUGAUCUCAACCGAACAACAAAUGCAGUAAUUUUGAUCCACAGACUAAAGUUUCUACUUGGAAAAAUGGCCUCUCUAAACUUGAAGGGUCUUACCCAUCAGGAAAAACUUGCAUUCUGGAUUAACACUUACAAUUCCUGCAUGAUGAAUGCAUAUUUAGAGCACGGCAUACCUGAGAGUCCAGAAAUGGUUGUAGCACUAAUGCAGAAGGCAACAAUAGUAGUGGGGGGCCAGCUGCUCAAUGCAAUUACGAUAGAACAUUUUAUCUUGAGACUGCCUUAUCACCUCAAGUUUACCUGUCCAAAAGCUGCAAAAAAUGAAGAGGUGAAAGCUAGGAGCAUAUUCGGGCUGGAAUGGUCUGAACCCUUAGUAACAUUUGCACUUUCCUGUGGAAGCUGGUCUUCGCCUGCAGUGAGGGUGUAUACUGCAUCACAAGUUGAUGAAGAGUUAGAAGCAGCAAAGAGAGAUUAUUUACAGGCUUCGGUUGGCAUUACAAAAACAAACAAGUUAAUAAUCCCAAAGUUGCUGGACUGGUAUUUACUGGACUUUGCAAAGGACUUGGAUUCUUUAUUGGAUUGGGUGUGUCUCCAACUACCCGAUGAAACAAGAAGCCAAGCAGUUGAAUGCCUUGAAAGAAGGGGAAGAGAAUCUCUCUCACAUAUUGUACAAAUGAUGCCCUAUGAUUUCAGUUUCAGGUUGCUUUUGCAUCAGUAAGUUACUGAGAGGUGUUGUUUUAUCACUCAAACCAUCAGUCUCCUCAACUUUGGUGUG